UGUACUAUCAAGUCCAUUGUCCCUCCAGCGGCUGACACGUGCUUGUUGCAAUAGCAGCUGUACCUGCGACUCUUUGCUCUGGCAUUGCAUCAUUUCCUUCGCCGUCACGUCAAAUCCGCUCGUGGCGUAAUACUUUGCCAGCAGAAGACAAGUCACCAAGCCUGCGCCAUGCUUGCUGUCCAAACUUCUCGGAUCCCCUCUCUCAUCUCCACCAGCCGGUAAUCCGAAUCCCUCCCACGCGGUGUCAACCAGCGAGAAUGCCACUUCGUUUGGUGUCUCAAGACGCGGCAUGGAUUCUGAUUGUACGCGAACUGGAAGCGAAUCCCGAAGUUUUCGCGUCAAAUCUUCGGUCCCCUAGCAAUGAUGGCGAGAAAUAAACUUCGGCCCUGACGACAUUCUCCUUAGUCGGUGUCGCUACCAGGAACGCGUCAGCCGAGUCUCCAAGAUUCCCGCGAUGCGACAGCGAGCAUCGUGAUCCGUCGAUAGUAAACGAGGACGAGAAUCCGUGGUUCUGAUACAGGAAAACAGUACUCAGUCGGGCCUGGGAUGGCCAACUUGUGCACUGCUGAACCAGUGACAGGUAGCCCAAGUGAUGGUGUGGAAGACCACGCACCGAUUGGUCUUUGAUGUGGGUCAUGAGAUCAGAGACAUUGCCGCACUCGUCGAUCCUCGCCCUGGUAGGCACAUAGUUGAUGCAAGAUCCUCUGACAAGAGCGAGGUCUUCAAGAGGUAAGUAUCGGUUUGUGCUUACUUCCCCAAAGAUAACAUCCGUGGUUCCUAGCGAAGCAGAGAGUACGAUUGACCAGGCGGCUUUGAGAACUUGCGCAGGAGUAGCACCGAGUUCUGGAUGCUGCAACAGUUCGAUGGGGACAUGGACAGCGGCCAUGCCAUGCAUGUGGUAUGCGAUUCCAGGUGUCCGCGAAGCUAAAGAGACUGGACGGGAUCCAUCUAAGAAACGCUUCCAGUAUUGCACAGCGAUGCUUUUAUCAAGAUCAUCGCUGUGCGCAAUCCAGGAGUGAUGAUGAGGUCCUUGAGACAAUGGCGUCUCAUCAAACGCCGCUACGAGAUCCUUGAAGAUUAGAUGUAGUGAGAAUAUGUCAUAUAGUGCAUGAUGAAUCUCGAAUCGGAGGGCAUGACAAGUCGUUCCGUCACAGCAUAAGUGGAAUCGCGCAAGCGUCUUGCCAUUCAUGUCGAGCGUCUCGUUGAGCACAUCGUCAAGUCCUCCUUGAAGCUCCAUUAUGGAAGGCUGGGACGGAGUUUUGACAAUGACUGUGUACAUACGAGAUUCAUGGUGCACAUAGACUGCCCGUAAGAUUGGAUGGUGCUGAAUCACUCGCUCGCAAGCUUCACGCACUCGAGUCUUGUCUAGGCCGGGGGAGAAGUUGAGAGACCAGCUCAUUUGAUAGCCGUUUGAUCCCAGCUGUCCGGCUGCUAGCAUCAUGCUUUGCACGUCCGUAGCCGGGUACGCUCUCUCGAUAUUAUCGGCUUGCAAUGACGGGUAAUCAGCAGCCAUUUUGUCCAAAGAUGGCUUCAUGCUUUCUGGAAUCUCAGCCAAUGGCUCUUGGAGAUUUCCUAGGUGCAAGGUUGCAGUGGUUCCUUCCUCUUCGCCGGUGCUCCUCUCAGUCCCUGUACUGGGGUUUUGUUUCAACAUGGGCGCGCCGGCCGCCGUUGACGCAAUGGACGAUAGCGAAUCCCCGAUGAUCAAAGCUCCGGCCGUCAAGUUGUAUAGUCCUUCUUUGCGACAUCGAUUGGCCACCUGCAUUGCUUGGAUAGAGUCCCCACCGAGCCGUGUGAACGAGCUCUCACGUCCGAUCUCCCGCUCGGGUACGCCGAGUACUGCUGCCCAUAUAGCUUGAAGCGUUUUCUCGUAAGAUGUACUAGGCGGCGUCAGCCUCUUUGUAGUGGUCGUACUGAUGGCCUCGCUCAUGGCUGCAUGCGCACUCGAUAGAUCCUUUGUCUUCAGCCAUGACUUGAUUUGUUGGCGAUCAAGCUUUGCCGACGAUGUUUUGGGAAGGCUUUGUACGGGGACCCAAAUACUCGGGAUCAUAUACGAUGGGACCUUGUCCGCUAGCUCUUCCCGCACGCUUUUCGUCUGAUCCAUGGCCUUCUCUAAAUCGCCAGUACUAGAUUCAACAACGGUUUCCCCAUUGUCAUCUGACUUUUGGCUCAGAUCAUCGAAAUCGAGCACUGCGAUGAGUUCCGUUCGCCCCGACAUGAUUUUUGUCGUACACAACACAUUGUUAACUUGACUGCACCUCGCGAUAGCUGCUUCAACUUCACCAAGCUCAACGCGCUGCCCGCGGACCUUGACUUGCUCAUCCAGUCGACCAAUGAACGUGAUGCUCCCAUCUGCGUUGUACUUUCCCAGAUCACCAGUUCGAUAAAAUCGUGAUGUACUGGACUCAGGUCGUUGUGGGGCCCAGGAUGGUGGUGAAAUAAAGCCUUGUUUGGAAGACGCCGUGACUUUUGCAUCGAGGUAGCCCCGUGAGACUCCGGGGCCUUCAAUAACCAGCUCCCCCACCGCACCAAUAGGCAGGAGCUCGUUGACCCAAGUCGGGUGAGCGAUCCAUAUCGAUCCACAAAAUGCUUGUCCUAUGCUUUCGUGGUAUACAGAUUCAGGGCCCAACUCUUCCAUGCAGCUCAGGAUAGAAGCCUCGCAGGGCCCCCAGCCAUUGAUAAGGCGCAGCCUAGCACCCCACGUAGACGCUGCAUUAGAAUCUAUGGCCUCUCCAAUGCAAAGCAAGCCCUUUAAGUCGGGCACCUCAUUGGGCGCCAAUGUGCGCAGGACCGUUGGGGUUAGCCACGCCCACUCUACGCUCGAAGAUUGGAUAUACUCGGCGAGUUGGGAACGACGCUGCUCGUCGGAUGGAACGCAAAUGCAGCCCCCUGAUAGUAGUGCACCGUAUUUCUCACCAAUGCUGAUAUCCCAGAUGUACGAGGCGAAUUGAAGAAUUUUGGUUCCUUGCUGCCAGCUGAGACGGUCUGCGAUGUGCAUCACAAUAGUGACUAAUGACCCAUGUUCUAGCAUCACCCCUUUCGGUGUUCCCGAACUCCCACUCGUGAAUAGAAUAUACGCGAGUGUAUUGGAUGCAUCGUGUCCAAAAUCAUUAGAGUUAGGAGAUCUGGGUGGUGUUAUCAUCUGAGUGCUCGACAUCUCUUCAAUAGAUCUAUAAUCCACAACUGCAGUUCCGCUGCAAAGAUCCUCGCAGCUCGCAUGAUAGAUUCUUGACGUCAGCAAGAGUUUUGCUUGAACGCUUGCAAUCUUCUUCGCUUUGCGGUCGUGUGGCUCGCUGGUGUCAAUCGGUAUACAAACAGCCCCAGCCUUCAAUAUCGCAAGAGCUGCGACCGUGGCCCACCGCGAUUUCUCGAAUAUAAUCGCUACGGCAUCUUUGCUGGCCACGCCUAUGUUGUGGAGAUGGUUUGCGACUACGUCGCUUGUAUCGUCCAACUCUCGGUAUGUAAAGGUGCCGUCCCAGGCAUCUAUCGCCAUGGCAUCUGGAUGCAGAGAUACCUUUUCCCGGAACAGCUCUGGGAUUGUUUUAUUUACUCUGGUCCCAACCUCUUUGUUCCAUUCAUGUAUUUCGGUGCUAUCCUCUGAACUCAGCAAAGACAACGAUCCAAUUUUGGCUUCGGGUUCACACUCGAGAAGAGUGCGAAGCGAGUGAGUAAAAGUAGCCAAAACCCUAGUGAGUUGCCGUUCAUCAACGAUGUUCGGAUCAGAAAGAAUCUCAACAUCUAUCUCGUCAGUAGUGGUCUCGCCGACAUUGCAGUUCAGUGAAAGAGCGUAGGCGCUGCUAGGCGGACACAUGAAGUCAUAAGUCAAGCCAGACGUUUCCGAGUCCGCGGCGUGAUAAACAGUCGGUCGAAUAUUCACCACCGUUUGAAACCUGCUCGCAGCCUGUGCAGAGUCACUGGCGAGCGCGAUAUUUGCUAGGCCGAAGUGCAGGGCUGGGUGGCUUUGGACCUCGCGCAGAGCUGCGGCCCGCUCUCGGAUGAGCGCUUCCACGGACGAUGUGCGCGGAAGAUUGACCUGCACUGGUAUUGUUUCGAUCGUCGGGCCCAAGGUAUUGGAUAGACUGGUCAAGCCAUGGGACCUGCCGGACAAGAGGGUGCCGAAAGCGACGCUGGAACUUCCAGUAUAAGCACUUUGCGUAAGCGCCCAGGCCAGUUCAAUGUAUAGAGGCAAGUGCGCAAUUGAUAUUCCCUCUUUUACCCGGAAAUCUCGCAGUGUUGUCUGCUUCCUCAAUCGCGUCACUGGAGCGUAAUUGUCCCCGACCGAAGGGAAGACAGCCGGCGUUCCUUUAAAGCGAGACGCCCAGAAUCUGUUCGAGGCGUCACGAUCCAGCGCGCCGCAAUGCGCUGCGAAAUCCUUGAAAGAAGAUCUUCUCGGGACCGGCUGUCCAGUGUAUACUUGGACAACGUCUUUGUAUAUCAACCCCAGAGAUGUGUGGUCCAUGAUUGCGUGGUGCAUGGUGACAACCCAUUUCCCAUCCACUACAACGGAUCGGAACAACGGUGAGCCCAGCUCCAUCGGCAUCUUCCUAUCUUGGUGCAGGAAAUCGUUCAGCAGGCCUUGAACAUUGGUCGUUUCGUAUGCCUCGUCAAUGACCACCUGCAUGACGCCAAGGUCGUUGCAGUCUACCAGACGAGUGCGCAAGAUUGUAUUGGCGGAGAUGACCUCGCGCACAGCACUCGAUAGCUUGCUCAAAGACACGGAAUCGUCCAAGGACAGAACGAGUUGAAAAACACUGUUUCCGGUGUGAAUCGCCGAUUCUGCCAUUGCUCGGCUUUGUAGAGGUGUACAUGGAUAGACAUCUUCGAUCUGGGUGGACUUGACGCAACAUGUCUCGGCAAUAUUUUGCAAGACUUCCUGCUCGAUGUUCAUUGUGAAAAAAAGCAACUCAAUGUCCCGAUCGAACGUGUGCGGUGGUUUGUCUUUCGGAUACUUUGGUGGGAGAAAGUGAU
This is a messenger RNA of Periconia digitata, 4965 nucleotides long. NCBI's taxonomy places the organism in Eukaryota, Fungi, Ascomycota, Dothideomycetes, Pleosporales, Periconiaceae. The record is from the annotation of a GenBank genome assembly.